UUUGAUUUUGUAAAAUUUGUGCCAUAAUUCUGAUUUUUUCUGUUAAAAAAAUUAUUAAUAUCUGUGUUCAUCAAUGCCAGAUAAAGAAUGUGCCGGUCUCUAUUAUCUCGGUCGCUAUAAUCCGAUAUACCACGAAUCCUGGCUAUAUUGGGUGUCGGCCUGAGCCCUUGUGAUUUGUGAAAGAAAAUUCCACACACUUCUUUUCUGACGCUCUCUCGUCUCUUUGCUUGGCAUUUGCUCCCUCGACCCGCAAUUUAGACUUCAGAUCGGUCGCCAUGGAAGAUCUGAAGGUGGCCUUAAACGAUCAUGCGGAUCUCGUCUCCGAGCUCUUCGAGAAGCUCUCCGCCGAACUCCGCUCCGGAUUCCGCCCCGCCGUCGACAACUUCGUCGGUUUCUUCCACGCCAUCGAUUGGAAGGAACCUUGGUUGAUAUGCUUACUACUGUUCCACCUAUCUGUGCUGCUGAUAACUAUCAUCUCGAGGAAAAAUGUCAACUUCCAACUCUGCCUGUCCAUGGUAGCAUUUACUGGUGUAUAUCUUGCUGAGAGGAUGAACAAUUUUCUAGGAAAACACUGGAAGAGCUUUGCGAGCCAGAAUUACUUUGAUCCUCACGGUCUUUUUAUUUCAGUCCUCUGGUCAGGUCCACUUGUUUUUAUGGCCAUCAUAAUUGUGGUGAAUACUCUCUUCACAUUGUGCCACCUUAUUAUAAAAUGGAAAAAAGCAGAACUCAGACAUCGGGCCAGGCUUGCUCGUGACAAGCAGGAAUGAUCAGUCCCUCUCUGGUUGUUUUACCAUGGUCAUGUUUUUGUUUUUAGGCAGGAUAGGAGCACUUAUACCAUUUUACACCUGAUUUUAUUCAGAUUCAGUGCUGGGUAUUUUUGAUCUUUCGAAUUAUUUGUUGUAUCCAAUUAGGUGUUUUAGGGAGGGCAUGGAGCUGAAGUCUUCUUGAGGCUCAUGAAUCUGUAACCAGGUUUUGGACAAAACGAACAAUUUUGUCUGAUAUGAUGUUGGGACCAGAAAAUCUUGUACGAUCUAUCUUAUUCAAUUGUAAAACUAUAUAUUUGAUGUGCUUAGAGUGAAAAUUUCGGACUGUAACAUCACAAAAUAUAAAAAAAAA
Molecule: messenger RNA, 1116 nt
Organism: Elaeis guineensis (African oil palm)
Lineage: Eukaryota; Viridiplantae; Streptophyta; Magnoliopsida; Arecales; Arecaceae
Cellular component (GO): nuclear membrane
Source: RefSeq, a predicted model, not a curated record